Molecule: messenger RNA, 3837 nt
Organism: Vanessa atalanta (red admiral)
Lineage: Eukaryota; Metazoa; Arthropoda; Insecta; Lepidoptera; Nymphalidae
Product: protein PFC0760c-like
Exons: 15
Coding region: 127-3786 (1219 amino acids)
Source: RefSeq, a predicted model, not a curated record
AAAAGCUUACAUCGCUUAUAAUUACAACUAGAACGUCUUAAACAAUUGGUAAUCUAAAUGACUUUUCUAUAAACAAAACGAGCCUUGGCUCAUGAUACUCGUACUAACGAAAUUUGGUUUUAAAAGAUGGAGCCAAAUGCAAAAAUGAAUAUUAAUAAGAAAGGCGAUAGCGAUUGGAUAUUAUGUCCCUCCAAAAGUAUACCAGGGAAAUAUUAUUAUUUUAAUGUGCGGACCGGGGAAGCUGUUUGGAGUGUGACCGAAACUGAGACUAAAACUGCUAAAGAUAUAAAUAAGAAUUAUGACCCUCUAAAACCAGUUAGUCCACCUGAAGAAAAACAAACAAUAUCAAAUAUAUAUUUUCCUAGAAAUUGUCUUGUAAACGAAUUGCAGCAAAUACAUUCAUUCGGUCAAGCGACGUUUCCUAAAUACAUAUCAAAUGUACCAAAUAUCAUUUGGACACCAAUACAGCUGCCAAUGUGUGUGGCCAAUUUAACAGAAAUUAAGAAACAAACAUUGGACCAAAUUACCCAAACAUCUGAACCUGAUCGAGAUAUGUUUGUACAAACAUGUGCAAUGCCUUUGACCCAACGUUUUGCUUUAUUUGAUAACAUUAAAACAAAUUUGGCCCUUAAUUCCAAUAUAAAUAAAUACAACAAUUGUUCAAACGAUAUGAGAUCUCGAUGUUCGACGCCAAAGAAAAAUUGGUGGAACAUAGAAAAGAUUAAUUCAGAUACUAGUAUAUGCAAAUCACAAAUUAAAAGAAAACACGAUGACUUUAAAUUCUUGUUAAGAGAACCACGAUUGAAACGAACAAGAACAUUAUCGGGAAGUCAUUUUGAACAUCGAUUUUCAAAUAAUCUUAAUUCAUCAUUCGACACCAUUGAAAAUGCGAACUUCGAUACACAACAUAAGGUUAAAAAUUCAACGACGAAUCCAGAAAUUGACGGUGCUGUCAAAGAAUUGGACCGAGGAGAUUUGCGAAUUUUGUUGCAAAUGAAGCGACGAAGAUCGAUUGAUGUCGGUACGAUGUAUAAUUUAAAUAGGCAAGAGAAUAAUGUAUCUACAGUGUCGUCGCAGAAAAAAGUGACAUUUAAUCUUGAUAAUAGUAACGACGACGAUUCCUUUACUGAUACUAAUAAGGAGCAAAGCAGAACAGCAAUACCGAUUGAAUCAUUAAAAGAUUUGAUGAAAGACGAUAUCGAAGUAUGGUAUGUUGCCGUGGACGAAGAUGUUCUGAUAGAUGACUUCAACUUUAUAAUGGAUUAUAUUAAUGGAGAUGACCACUGCAAGUUAUUGAUACCAGAAUCUAUGGUUAAAUACAUAGAGUCGUUAGGUAAAGGCGAGCAUGGUGGUCGUGAUCGUGUGAUCGUUGCGCGGCAGGUCUAUCGGCAACUUGUGACUUCGAGACAGAUACAAAUAGUUGAAGCGGAGGGCACGUCGCUUAUGGAUGAUAUAGUCAAAUGCUGUUUGCAAGUUUUGGACGAAGAUAAACAUAUAGUACUUAUAACGGAAAAUUUAGACUUGGAAAAUGUAGCGAAAGUGUAUGGAAUCGAUGUUUAUUCCUUGGAUGAUAUCAAAAAUUACAUAACUAAUUCUAAUACAAGAGAUCCCACCGGAAAUAAUACCAUAGAUAAUCUUUUCCUACAAAAUAUAAAUGAUUUUGAUCCUUUUGUUUUAAGCAAGAGCGUUAAUAAUGAGAAUAUACCCAAAAAUAAUCAAUUUAGCUAUAAUAAGAAUAUAAGUAUUAAUUUUGGCGAUGAAACAGACAGACGAGAAAUAAAUAACGAUGUUAAGGAUACUUGUAAUCGUAGACAUAUAUUUGAUACAAUAAAUAAUAUAAAUACAGAAAAUAAUUCGUCAGACGUUUGCAAUCGUAUUGAAAAAUUAAAAAUAAAUGAUGGAAAAUUGAAAGACAUAAGGAGAGUUAUUAACAAUUCUAUAUUUAUAGAUAAUUCAGAUAGAAAGAUAAGUCCCAUAACAAUGAACAGACAGACGGACAGACAGAGAGUAUGUGAUGAAAAUAACGAUGACCAAAUUGGUCUGAUAAAUAAUAUAAACAGAGAUAAUGAACAUAAAUCUAAAACUCAACCAGAAACUGAUCAAAGGAAACAAAAUUACUUGUCAAAUUUAAUCGUAAAUCUUAAACAAAAUGAGACACAUACAGAUCUACAUCAGAAUUCAGUGACCAUAGACAAUGGAAAGAAUUUAAAUAAACAAAACGGGUCAGCUGUAUCAAUAGACAAUAAUUUAGAUUAUGAACAAAGGUUGAUUGUUGAUGAUGAAGAUAUCAAAUGUAAUAUCGUCGUUAGAUUGGACGAAUGGGUUUGUUGUUACGUUCAGAUAAUGGAGGAAUUUAUUCAGAAUGUUUUGCAGAGACAUUUUAGCGAAGAAAGUGAUAUGCCGUAUUUUCUACACGAAGGUUUGGAAUUCUUAAAGGAAAUAUAUGCUAGCAAUGAAACGAUUACAGCAAUCAUUGAUAAGUUGUUAGCGCUUAAUCGACUUUUUACAACGAAAGAUAUUAAUAAAAUUAAUAUCGAACCGAAUGAUUACAUGAAGAUGUUAGAAUAUGGAUUCUUGUUGGUUGAAGCUUUCAAGAACGUUCUCACAGAAGAUUUCUCAGAAACAGAGGAAUUGUUGGUGAAAUUGCUGGAAAGUAUAGAAAAUUCAACGCUUAUCGAAGAAUUUGAACAAAUUGAAACGCCUUUACGGAGGAGCGAUGAGGAUAUAUGUUUGUUCAGGUGUAAUUUCGUCAAGAAACGAAGUGACAUUAUACGUUAUCUGAAAAAUCAUUUCGUUGAAUGGAAAAACUAUGAUGAAGUUGACGAAGACACGAUACAGGAUGAAAACACAAAUCCAAAUGUGAAAAUAUUCCGGACAUCCGGUAGAAAUCUGAAUACGUUCAAAAUUGACAACCAGAAACGAAUAUCAUUCGAAAACCCAUUAAAAGAUAAUAAUUUGAAAUCACACGAUAACACUUUCGAUAGAGAUAAAAAUCAAAGCGAUGGAGAACCAGAAUUAAACAUACCAUUACACCACGGGAAUACCUUUAGUGAUGGUAAUGAAAAAGAUGGUCCGAAAGUGAUAAGAAAUAUAAAAAUAAUAGAUAAAUUUGAAAGAAAAGUCAAUAAAUCAACACAAUUGGAUCUAGACGCUCUAGAUUAUUCAGAAAUUGUUGAUUCUUUAUCGUCGAUCAGUGAAACUAAACAUAACGGAACAAAUAUUGAGACUGUUCCACUUUAUAAUUUUAAUGACGAUGAUUUUAUGAAAGAUUUUAAUGAUAGCCUUUCAUUGAUUAAUGACGUAAACUAUAAUGAUGCAAGGAAUGAUUCAACUGUCGACAGUGGUUUCGGGAAUGAGGUACACGCUUGUACAUUGAUAAGGAGCUUCUUGUCGGAGCUGAGUACUUCGUUUAAGUUGAUUUAUAGCUUUGUAGACAAAUGCAUUAAAGAGUUCCAAGAAGACGAAUUGUCGGAUGAAACGAAAAAUCUACUUCUAUAUAAAGCGAACCAGACGCACACACACAUUGCUGACGUCAUCGAGAAGUUGAAGAGUAUUAUCGAGAGGGAGUCGGCGGAUAGUACAUUGAAAACUAUGUUCAUAAAGGCCGGAAAUGACGUCACAGAGGACAAGAGAAUGACCAGAUACAGACAAACGGUUACCAAAUGUCUGGAACAGGCGCAAGUUCUAGAAAUUUCUCUGAAGAUAAUGCUGAAUAUUACAAGCAAUGACUGCGAUAUCUCUUUAAGCAGUAGACACGGUAUAACUCAUUUUAAUAUAUUUGAAUAAAUAUAUAAUAUAUAAAAAAUUGGAACAAUAAUAUAUUAUAUUAUAUUGUAG